GCUGUGUGGAGGGAACUGAGACGCUGGAGGAGCGCAGAGAGGACGAGCUGCCGGGAAAAACGCGAGCAGACCAGAGGAGAGCUAAGGAGCAGCAGACUGCCGCUCGGCAGGAACACGGCAAAACCCGAGGAGCACUGAGGAACGCUCGCGGAGCGGGGGGAGGGAGGAACAGCGGAGUGGAUCGGGCUGAAGAGAGGAAAGUGCGUCGACUGUGGGACAGCCGUUGAUCCGUAGCCAGAGGAGAGAGGUGGGGGGCGUGCGAGCGAGCGUGCGUGCGUGCGUGUGCAUGAAGAGGAGGAGAGGAGGAGGGGAAGAGCUUCGUGGGGUGGAGCUAGUUCACAAGGUUUGAUUGGCACAGGGGGAGAAGCGGCGGUGCGUGAGGGCAAGUUGAUGAAUCUCAUUUAGAAAGACCAGUGCUUUUGAGCAGAGGGAAAACAACAGCACAAAUAUCAGGAUUAGACCCACCGUUACUUUCCGAGAAAGAAAACGAAGAGGACGAACGGGAGAUAAAGGAAGGAGAGGAGAGGAGAGAGAGAGAGCUUGAUCCUUAGAUUGGACCCUGACAGAACACACUCUGCUUCGGUCAUCUGCGGUCGAUUGCAGUGUGAAUGCCCGCGGGUCUCUCUGGCUUUGAGUGUGUUUGCGUGUGGCUUUCAGAAGUCUUGGGACUGAGGAGCGCGCCGUCACCCGCAGGGCACAACAGUCCUCCCGCCCCCCCUCCCCCCAAAACAAAAAGGAAAGAAGAAGAGAGAAGGAGAAAAAGGAGAGAGGCGAAAGAGUGACAGAUGGCGAGAGGGGAGGCAUGCAAGUCACGAAGGUAAAAGUGAGAUAACAGAGAGCGUCGGAAACAAAACGGACGAGCAAGGUUAACGAACGCAAUUAGACAUGCAUGGCCGCUCUCUCUGCCGGUGGCAUGGUAAUGAUCCCGACCGCUGCCCGCUGCGUGCUGGUGUGUGAGGGUGAGCGGGGUGAGGAGGGCGAUCGCAGAGCCCAGGUCGAAACAGGCAGCAGCCUCCACAGAGCAGCGUUGACGCAGAGGACCAGUCGCUCCCUGACAGCCCCCGGCAAGCACACGGCUCCAGCCCCCCGAGCCUCUCAGCUGCCCUGCUCUCUUCCCUCCUUCACUUCCUCUCCCUACGUCCUCUUUCCUGUUUUGGUCACUGCUGCUUAGCUUGUCUCCUCCUCCUCUCCCCCGCCCCCCCCCUUUCGCUUUCACUCCUCCUCUGCUCCUCCCUCCCGAUUCCUCCCCCUCUCCUCCCUCCCAUCCUUCUCUCUGUCUCUUUCCGUCUCGUUCUGUCACACUAACCGUGUUGGAUGCUGGAGUCGCUCACGCGGAAGCUGCCUCGCUCCAAGCACAUUUGCUCGGCUGCUUUUUUUCCUGCUGAGUCGAACGAGUGAAGUGGUCUCAGGUCAAGCAACCUAAAUGGACUAAGAGGAAAGUUACAAGGAGGGGGGGAUGGCCAAUAAGUAAUAGGGGAGCAAAGCAAGACUCGGGACAACAGCUAACAGAAGACACUGUGUAUGAGUGUGUGUCUGUGCGUGCGCGUGUGUGUUUGUGUGUGUACGGAGCUCUCAGAGAGGAGUGGGCUGUGCGUGUACGCCUGUGACUGUGGAGAGGGCUGAGAAGGGCACACCCGGGUGUGGGUUGCUCCGCUGGGGAUACCGUUACCCUGGAGCCCCAUGUGGGCCCCAGCCCCUGAGGCCUGGCUGGGAGAUGAAGCCUUCCCCUGGGCUCUAGGAGCGCUGUGGGCAGCCAUGGCUCUGGAGGGGCACUCUCUCCACCGGGGAUCCCCUGCGGUGGUUCGGAGGGGCGCCCAGCGCCCUGCAGUAAAGCCCGGCCUCUCUCAGAUCACCUCCGCCCUGCUGGCGAGGACACGUCUGCACGGCCUACGGCGGGUGUGCGUGCCCGGCGGCUCCAUCGGACACAGAACCUUCUGGUUGCUAGCUCUGUGCACCUCCCUGGGCCUGCUCUUGUCCUGGUCCUCCAACCGCCUCCUUCACUGGCUCUCCUUCCCCACUUACACGCGAAUCCACACCGAGUGGGCCAAGGAGCUGCCUUUCCCCACCGUCACCAUCUGCAACAACAACCCCAUCAGACUCUACAAGCUCACCAAGAGCGACCUGUACUUUGCGGGCCACUGGCUGGGCCUGCUGUUGGCCAAUCGGACCGUCCGUCCCCUGGUGCUGGACCUGCUUCAGGACGACCAGCAGGCCUGGUUCAGGAAGCUCUCCGACUUCAGACUGUUUCUACCCCCCAGGAACUUUGAAGGCACCAACCUAGAGUUUAUGGACCGUCUGAGCCACCAGUUGGAGGACAUGUUGCUGUCCUGCAAGUACAGAGGGGAGCCCUGCGGUCCACACAACUUCACCUCCGUGUUCACCAGGUAUGGGAAGUGCUACAUGUUCAACGCGGCGGAGGAGGGCAAGACCCUACGCACCACCAUGAAGGGUGGCACAGGCAAUGGCCUGGAGGUCAUGCUAGACAUCCAACAGGACGAGUACCUCCCUGUGUGGGGUGACACAGAAGAGACAGCUUUUGAAGCCGGGGUGCGUGUGCAGAUCCACAGCCAGGCGGAGCCUCCUUUCAUCCACGAGCUCGGCUUUGGAGUGGCUCCGGGGUUCCAGACCUUCGUGGCGACGCAGGAACAGAGGCUGACGUACCUGCCCCCCCCGUGGGGAGAGUGUGAGUCCAGGGCCCUGGACUCAGGGUUCUUCCAGGUGUACAGUGUGACAGCCUGCAGGAUUGACUGCGAGACUCUCUACAUCAUAGAGAACUGCAACUGCAGGAUGGUACACAUGCCUGGCGAUGCUGCAUUCUGCACUCCUGAGCAGUAUAAAGACUGUGCGGAGCCUGCACUUGCUAAGCUGUCCAUGCUGGAGAGCAGUAAUUGCAUCUGCAGGGCACCAUGCAACAUGACCCGCUACAACAAAGAACUGUCCAUGGUCAAGAUCCCCAGUAAGACCUCAGCGCGCUACCUGGAAAAGAAGUUCAACAGGUCGGAGAAAUACAUCACGGAUAAUAUCCUUGUCUUGGACGUGUUUUUUGAGUCUUUGAACUAUGAGACCAUAGAGCAGAAGAAAGCAUACGAGGUGGCUGGUUUAUUAGGUGAUAUUGGUGGUCAGAUGGGCUUGUUCAUUGGUGCAAGCAUCCUUACUAUCCUGGAGCUGUUUGACUACGCUUACGAGGUAGUGAAGGACAGACUGCUGGAUCUGCUGAGCAGAGAGGAGGAGGAAGAGAGCCAUGGGGAGGAUGUGAGUUCCUGUGACCCGAUGGGGAACCAUUCGGAGGCCGUCAGCCACACGGUGUCAAUGCCUCUGCAGACCACCCUGGGCACGCUGGAGGAGAUCGCCUGCUGAGCCCCCCACCUUAGCCCCCCCCAGUCCCUCCAGCACAGAGGGCUUGGAGCUCUGACCAGAGGGGGGUGCCACCCAGGAACCACGCUUCUCCCAGGCAGGACGGAGAGAGACAGCUGGGAGGGGAGGGCCUGGGUACUGUCUACAAGCCCUGACUACUGGCCUGCCUGCUGCGGUUGAUCGAGGGAAGGAGCUGUCACAAGAACAGGCUGAGCGUCUUUGGUAUUGUACUGUUAAUCCAGGAGGAUUGCAGCCUCCCCUCCUCUCCCCCUCCACGGCUCCCAGAGACCUGUGUGGAGGCACUGGCUCUCCUCGCACACACAAACACACAGUACACGCACACAUAAACACACACUCUCGCAAUACAGACACAUAGCUUACGUCAGGAUGGGGCCAGCCCUGUACAGGACAUCUGUAAACGCCUCAUCAUGAAUCAGUCUGCGCUAUACUGCCAACACUGUUCCGUAGACAGCUGGGAACUGUUCAAACUGCAUGCGCCGCUAUCUUUUGGAUUCGGUCUCUCACUAUCUCUCUUUCUUUAAUGCUGAUGCGUAUGCUGGACUGCAAUGUUGCUUUGCUGUACAUGUACGUGCCAUAUGCUGUGUCUCUCUCUCUCUGUUUCUCUCUCUCUCUGUUUCUCUCUCUCUCUGUCUCUCUCUCUGUCUCUCUCUCUC
Messenger RNA from Hypomesus transpacificus, 4028 nucleotides. RefSeq names its product acid-sensing (proton-gated) ion channel 2 (gene asic2). Gene Ontology annotation, biological process: sodium ion transmembrane transport. The record is from RefSeq and is a predicted model, not a curated record. Gene Ontology annotation, cellular component: membrane. The coding region runs from base 1681 to 3357 and encodes 558 amino acids. The transcript has 10 exons. Lineage: Eukaryota; Metazoa; Chordata; Actinopteri; Osmeriformes; Osmeridae. Gene Ontology annotation, molecular function: ligand-gated sodium channel activity.